CAAAAACAAUCCUCUUAUGUUUAUUCUCUGAACCGUAAACUACAAGGUUUUACCAUAUUUCUCGAGUCACCGGAGCCAGCAUUCCGUCUUCCAGAAGAUCCGUUCACUCACUGAUCAUUCGCCCAGAGCCAACACAUAUUGCUUAGUCACGGAGCUCUAGAUCAGGAGUAACGCUGGCUACUUCAGCAUCUGUAAUCAGAAGGAACCAGUUCUUACUAAGGUGUUUGGGAGGUUAUUCUGGUAAAUCCAAAAGUCCAUUCUAUCAUCAGGGUACUAUUAGAAUGCAGUCAGCAGUGAGUGGUGGCUCUAGCUUGGAAGUCGAUGCUAUUAGCGUUUUGAGAUCAAUAACCCCAAAUCUGGACUCCACAAAGCACAAAGGCCAAGCCGGCAAGAUAGCUGUUGUAGGUGGGUGUCGUGAAUACACUGGGGCUCCAUACUUUGCUGCUAUUUCUGCAUUGAAAAUUGGUGCAGAUUUGUCUCAUGUAUUUUGCACAAAAGGUGCUGCUCCAGUGAUAAAAAGUUAUAGUCCGGAGUUAAUUGUACAUCCUAUACUCGAAGAAUCUUACAGCAUUAGGGAUGAGGAUAAAAGCUCAAUAUCAGCCAAUGUGAUUGCUGAGGUUGAUAAAUGGAUGGAUAGAUUUGAUUGUCUAGUUGUUGGUCCAGGUCUUGGCAGAGAUCCAUUUGUCCUGGACUGUGUGAGUAACAUCAUAAUUCGUGCACGAGAGUGCAAUGUCCCAAUGGUUAUAGAUGGGGAUGGGCUCUUUCUUGUUACACAAUGUCUUGAUCUGGUUAGAGGUUAUCCUUUGGCUGUCCUGACACCAAAUGUAAAUGAGUAUAAACGGCUCGUGCAAACUGUAUUAACUUCUGAAGUUAAUGAAAAAGAUGCAAUGGAAGAACUAAAGUCCCUUAUUAAGGGGAUUGGAGGGGUGACAAUUUUGCGAAAAGGGAGAUUUGAUAUAAUCAGCGAUGGUAUAACAGUUAAGUCAGUGAGUGUGUUUGGCUCUCCUCGCCGCUGUGGUGGCCAGGGUGAUAUACUUUCAGGAAGCGUUGCUGUAUUUCUUUGUUGGGCACGGCAGAGUGCUACUACUCAGGGAGAACUGUCAAUAAAAAAUCCCACAAUAUCGGGAUGCAUCGCUGGGUCGGUUUUGGUGAGAAAGGCAGCAGCUCUUGCAUUUGAGAACAAGAAGAGAUCCACUCUCACUGCAGAUAUCAUCAAGUGCCUUGGAAGAAGUUUGGAGGAGAUGUACCCAUGUUACUGAGAGACCUACUCAACAAGUGAUCCAGUCAAGUCAAUCCUGCUUUGUAGUUGUGCUGUUCAUAAUUGUAUCUGCUACCUUCGAAAGCUGUUUAGUGAGACUAAAUAUGGGAACGAUAUACAUACGACAAAAACAAUAAUGCAUGUUGGUGGCAAAAAAAAUGAAAAACAUUAUGAAUCCUG
This is a messenger RNA of Cuscuta europaea, 1438 nucleotides long. Lineage: Eukaryota; Viridiplantae; Streptophyta; Magnoliopsida; Solanales; Convolvulaceae. The record is from the annotation of a GenBank genome assembly.